AUGCUCUCCCAAUCAACAAGACGGAAUCUUCUUUUUGGCUUCUUUUCACGACCAGCAGGCUCAAAAGUUCUUCCGCAAGCCAAAUAUGCCUCAUCAUCUUGGUUGUUGAACAAAUCAAACCAAAGAACCAGUAAUUUCCAAUCCUCACAACAAGCUUUCGGAUUUCAUUCUUCUUUAUUUGUUUUUAAAAAGGAAGCUUCAUCAUCUUCCACAACACCAACAGAAAUACCCACUUCGGAAGAACCAGUGGUUUUUGGAGAGUUUGAAUUGGGUGAGGCAAAAAAAGAAGUCAUUGAAGCUGUAUUUCGCUUGUUUUCAAAACACGGUGAUGUUUCCAGUGCUCAAUUAUAUCUUCGGACUUGGUACAAUGAAAUUAUUCCUCGAGAGAAGAAAUUGAAAUUAAAGAAAUCUAAAUAUGAUUCAUCCAUUGAUUGUUUACUGUAUGGUUAUUACGGACAGAGCUGUAAACCAAGUGGAGAGGAGCAAAUUCUUAGCCAUGAAUUACUCACAAAAUCCUCUAAAUUAUUCAGUGAAUUAUUCUUAAAGGACAUUAACGAUGCAGACUUGAGAGAGAAUGCUCUGGAAAACUGUCCAAAAGGAGAGAAUUCACUUUUGAAAAAAGUUCGUAGCAGAAUUGAGAAAUUGGUGCUCUCGGAGGAGGGAGAAAAAGUAUUAGCAGAGAAGUUUGCCAUAUCGGAUCGAAAUGAUUUGAUCCAAAGACUCGAAAGAUGUGAUUUUAUAACAUCGGUCUGUUUGGCCAUGAUGUAUUAUCAUGACGAAAAGAUGAGAGACUUUUCCAAAUCAGAAUCAUUCUUGCUUCGUGCAUUGACUUAUAAACCAGAUGAUGAGAGGUGUCUAUUAAUGUUUGCUUCAUUGAACGAAUUUACUGGAAAUAUCAAGAAUGCCGAGCAAGCAUAUUUAUUGCUUUCACAUUACAAUCCAAAUGAUCCUGAUGUGUUGGGAGAUAUUGCUGUCUUUUACAGAAAUAUGAUGCAUGAUCGAAUGAAAGCCAAGAAAUACUUUAAUAUGGCACUCAAACUGAAUCCAAAUCAUGUAAACAAUUUGAGAAAUUAUGCCAUGUAUCUCUUUGAAGAGGAGUCUAAUGUGGAAGAAGCUCUUCAACUAUUAGAACAAGCUAUGGGAAUUGUGUCUACAGAUUACAUGACCAUGUCUAGUUAUGGUAUGGUGUUAAUGGUUGAUGCAAUGAACAAGCCAUCUUCGCAGGCAAAUGCCAUUUUCAAAAAGGCAAGAGAUGUGUUGAAGCGAUCCGUUCAGCUCAAUCCAUUCCAAUCAUGCACGAUCAUUAUGAAUUAUGCCAUCUCUGAACGUAUGUGUGGAAACAAAAUUGAUGCCAGGAAGGCCUUUGAUGUUGCUGUGAAAGCUUUUGAGGAACACGAAUCCAAGACACCCAACGAUUCUCAUGUGGAAUUAUUCAAUAAUUAUGGAUCCUUUUUAUUUGAAGAAGAACACUAUCAAGACGCUAAAGAUAAGUUCCAGAAAGCCCUCAGCCUCAAUCCUAAUGCCAGUGAAGUUCACACAAACCUUGCCUUGACCUAUACCAAGUUGAAUAAUUUGGAGCAAGCAGAAAAACACUAUCGUAAAGCAACGAAGGAUUAUGAUGACACAGAAAUUAAUGUGGUCAAGCACAGUUUAUUUAAUUAUGCCAAGUUUUCAUGGGAUCACACCAAAGAUCUUGACAAGGCAAAGAAUUUAUUUACGCAAUUGAUAACGAUUUGCAACCAAGAAGGAGGUGAAAAGAAUGAGGACAAUUCUCAAUACUAUGAAGAGUACAAACAAUUCUUGAAUGCCACCACGGGUAAGAAGAAUAAAUAG
Messenger RNA from Naegleria lovaniensis, 1833 nucleotides. RefSeq lists its product as uncharacterized. The record is from RefSeq and is a predicted model, not a curated record. The transcript has a single exon. Gene Ontology annotation, molecular function: protein binding. The coding region runs from base 1 to 1833 and encodes 610 amino acids. Lineage: Eukaryota; Heterolobosea; Eutetramitea; Acrasida; Naegleriidae.